AUGAUCUCUUUCUUUCUUUCUUUCUUUCUUCUAUUUCAGUUCAAUUGCUUUUGUUCUAAUUCAUUUUUGCUUUUCUCCAGACUCCCCCCUCUCUCUCUUUCUCUCCCUCUCUCUUUCUCUCUCUCUCUCUCUAUCUGUCUAUCUAUCUAUUUAUCAAUCUCUUUAUCUCUUUUUCUCUUUCUCUCCCUCUCCAUGACCCUCUCCCUCUUCCUCUCUCUCUCUCUGCCUUUCUCUCUCUCUCUCUAUCUCUGUCGUCUGUCUCUCUCUCUGCCUAUCUCUGUCUGUGUCUGUCUAUCUGACUCUCUCUCUCUCUCUCUUGUUUGUUUUCUCCGAGGAUCUAUCUACACCACCCUCUCCCUAUUCCACACGUUUUUUACCCAUACCAUUUAUUUAGUUUUAUAUCAGUUUUCUCUUUAUUCGAUAAUCCCAGUCCUUUCUUUUCCUUUUUCUUUUCCUCCUUCUCAUUUUUACUUAAUUCAUGGGCUUGUCGUUUUCCCUCAUUUUUUCCUCUUUUUCAAUUAUAAUUGCCUUUCCGCCUUCUGCCCAACCCCGAGCGGAACCCAUUGCCGGGACACAAAAUUAACAAUUACCGUCAGCCAUUGA
This is a messenger RNA of Acanthosepion pharaonis, 603 nucleotides long. Lineage: Eukaryota; Metazoa; Mollusca; Cephalopoda; Sepiida; Sepiidae. The record is from the annotation of a GenBank genome assembly.